AUGGCCGUAUUAGGAUCAGCGAUACGUAGUGUGUUAAGAAUCCGACCACCCCAUACCGAUAAGACUCUUCGUCUUAAGAAACACCAAGUUAUUGUAGAAAAGAACAACCAAGAAAUUCAAUUCGUUUUUGAUGACUGUUAUGGUAGCAAAACAAGCCAGCAAGAGAUAUACCAAGUCGUUGAGCCUUAUUUAGAUAACAUUGCUCGCGGUAUCAAUACCACAGUCAUGGCCUAUGGUGCUACAGGGUCAGGAAAGACCUAUACAAUGUCAGGCACCGAUACAUCUCCAGGCCUUGUGCCACGUAUAGCUGCUUCUCUCUUUGGCAAGUACUACGAGACUUUAUCCAUUCUCUUCACCAUCCGACUGAGUAUGUCCUAUAUGGAGGUCUACAAUGAAAAGGUCUACGAUCUUCUCAGUGAUUCCCGCGAUCCUUUACCCGUACGUGAAGAUGCCCAGGGUCGUGUAAUUGUGCCCGGCCUAGAAGAGAAGAACUUAGCUAAUUUAGAGGCUUUUAAUACAUAUUACCGUGAUGGACACCGGCGGCGCAAGAUGCGACGGACUCUACUGAAUACAGAAAGUAGUCGAAGUCAUUCACUCCUAACCCUAAUUGUAUCUCUAGCCACUGAUGUCUCUGUUUUACGCACUAAGAUCAAUUUAGUCGAUCUAGCCGGUAGUGAGAAUAAUCGGCGGACUGGAAAUGAAGGGAUCAGUAUGGUGGAGAGUGCUAGUAUUAAUCGUAGUCUUUUUGUACUUAACAAAGUAGUUGAUAGUUUGGGUAAGGGCGAGUCUCGAAUUCCUUAUCGUGAUAGUAAACUCACUCGUUUACUUAGUGAUUCACUUGGUGGUACUAGUGACUGUAUUUUAAUUCUCACUGUCAGUGGUGAUACUUCCUGUGAAACUUUAAGUUCUCUAGCCUUUGCUGGUAAGAGUCGUCAAGUCCGUCUUCUGCCUACACCGGAAAAGGUCCGAGCUAAUCCCUGGACGCCCAAACCUUCAGCACAUUCGCACGCCAAAGUAAGUUCUAAAGUCGCACUUAAAGCCAGUACUAAAACCCCAACCAGCAGCACCGGCACUAAAUUCCAAUUACAUACAUCCCAAACCAAAUCUCAUCCCCAGCCGCAUCGCUCUAUAACUCCAACCACAUCCCUUUCCAGUCCAGCCGGCCCCGUAACAACACAUACUCAACCAAGAUCUAAUCUACAUACCUCUCCACCCAAAUCAAACCCUAUCCAGUAUACUCUUGAUGUUCUGAUUGCGAUUCUCAAUAGCCAGGACUUUCUUAAAAUCAAGUCUCUUCCUCAAAUCGGCGAUAGACGUGCCGAUAAGAUCCUUACCUUUUCAAAAACCACUAGCAUUACUAACAUGCAAGAUUUAAUUAAGGCUGGGAUUCCCAAAAAGGUAGUACAAUCCCUAUCAGCCAGUGUGUCUAAGUAA
Molecule: messenger RNA, 1434 nt
Organism: Nematocida homosporus
Lineage: Eukaryota; Fungi; Microsporidia
Product: kinesin family member 22
Exons: 1
Coding region: 1-1434 (477 amino acids)
Biological process (GO): microtubule-based movement; mitotic spindle organization
Molecular function (GO): microtubule motor activity; microtubule binding; ATP binding
Source: RefSeq, a predicted model, not a curated record